This is a messenger RNA of Mytilus californianus (California mussel), 1592 nucleotides long. RefSeq lists its product as uncharacterized. The record is from RefSeq and is a predicted model, not a curated record. The coding region runs from base 27 to 1544 and encodes 505 amino acids. Gene Ontology annotation, molecular function: protein binding. The transcript has 2 exons. Lineage: Eukaryota; Metazoa; Mollusca; Bivalvia; Mytilida; Mytilidae.
UUUAUCACUAUUGGAUAGAAAAUAGGAUGUUCCCUUCAAGAAAGUCAAUUAAUAAAAGUGCUGUUAUCAAAACGCGUCUGACCUUAACCGUCGAGGAAGAAAGAAUAAGUGAAUGGAAGAAACAAAAGAACUGUGAUAUAGAAAUAAGAUGUGGUGAAUUUCAAACCAAGGCACAUUGUUGUGUUUUGUCAAACAUUUCUGAUUACUUUACGGCCAGUUUAAAUUUUAAUAGAUUUCAAACACGAAAAUGUAUUCUAAACAAAGAAUUUGUGUUCUCUGAGGCGUUGUGCCAAGUCAUUAACUUUGCAUAUACUGGGUUUCUGGAAAUAAGUAGUUACAGCGUACAUAGUUUGAUAGCAACAGCUUCCUAUCUUCAAGCCAAACUCAUCAUAGACGAGUGUGAGAAGUUCUUGAUAAACAGCAUCGAUCGCUCAAGUGCCGUUUCUCUUCUUCCUAUUGCAAUUCUAUUCUAUCUCAGCACUUUGAUCGAUACUAUAGUCUUAUGGAUAUCUGAAAAUUUUUAUACAUGUGUUGAGCAAAAUUCGUUCAGCAGUCUUUCUAAUGACGAUUUCAAGUUCCUAUUGAGGAAUAGAAAUCUCUCUGCUUUUCGGAAUGGAAUUCCAGUCGACAAUCCAGAACUCAAUAUCCUCGAUGCUGUUGGUAAAACAUUAACAGCUAAUCAGGUUUAUGAUAUGUCAACUGUCAAACAUAUUCUUAGUGCUAUUCUGUUUUCGGAAAUUCCCGAAGAUGAUCUGAGUUCUAUAUAUGAUAUUUAUCCUGCAUUCCAUACCAUUGAUAGAUCCACCUUUACAACUUUGCAAACGAGCGAUCUCAAAGAAAGGAAAUUUUCAAAUUCCUCGAAAAUUUUAGAAAGUUGCAUGUCUUAUCUCGAAGUACCAGAUCACUUAAAUUUCGUAAAAUGUUUUGAGAACGUCCCGUCUAUUAACGAUCGCCCGAAAAAGGUAGGGUUAUGGGUUACAAGAUGGGAAGGAUUUAUUGCAAUUGGAGGAAUACGAGUGGAGUAUAAAAGUAGAACAAGUGUACUUCAUGGUAUCCGACCAAAAGCACGACAUUCCAUCUUAUCGGAACAUGAAUUUGAACUUGAUGAGGAUGAAGUCAUAACAGGUAUAAAUCUUAGGAGUGGUAUGCUAACCGAUAGUAUAUCAUUCUUUACUAAUUAUGGUCGUACGUAUGGCCCGUAUGGUAGUAAUAGUGGGUAUCCGUCAUCUUCAUCUCCCUCAAAACAACGUGGUUACUUCCAUUCUUUCCGAGGAAUUGUAUUGAAAGGACGCUAUGAUCACUUUAUCGCCAUCAUCGAUUGCACUUGGGUUGUGUUUAAAAUGACCAAUACGGACUACGACAGAAUUGUGAAAGAAAGCUCCAAAUUUGAUGACUACAUACGUAUGCGUGUCAAUUUCGAAACCGACUGGAGGAAGCAUUUUAGGGGAUCGGGGUUUCAAAGUUUGACGUCUGUGGUGGAAAGUGUGGAUUCGGAACCAUAUGUGGUCUUUGAAAACAAAGCUAGUUUAUCUUACAAAUUUUAACUUAUUUUAGUUAUUGAUUUUGUUUGUGUUGUUUAAUGUGAACAUAUU